Acaulospora colombiana is the source of this 294-nucleotide messenger RNA. Lineage: Eukaryota; Fungi; Glomeromycota; Glomeromycetes; Diversisporales; Acaulosporaceae. The record is from the annotation of a GenBank genome assembly.
AUGGCUGAUUGGAUCAAGGAGGGAGCCCACCUCAUCCUCGUGGGCUCGUAUACGCGCGCCAUGCAUGAGGUGUCGACGGAUCUCAUCAGACGCGCGAGCAAGAUCGUGGUCGACUCGCGAGAACACUGCAUGCUCGAAGCAGGAGAACUCAUCGAAGCAGAGUUGGAUGGCGAACGCGACUUGGUAGAGUUGGGAGAACUCGUCGAUCCGAGUGGGAAGCCUCUGGCUGCUCGUAUUGCACCAGCCACCCAGGGCUCGAUUACCUGCUUCAAAUCGGUCGGGUUGGCCAUGCAA